CACGCGUCGGGUCGCUUCGGGCGCGGCUCGGCCCCGCUCGGCUCGGCGCGGCUCGGACAUGGCGUGGGCCGUGCUGCUGGCUGCCGCCGCGCUGCUGGCGCCCGCCGCCGCCUGGGCACCCAGCGCCGAAGAGGAGCUGCAGUUCAAGGCCUGGAUGCUGCAGAACGAGCGGCGCUACGGCCCGGGCGAGUACCCGCGGCGGCUGCGCAUCUUCCUCGACAACAAGCGGCGGAUCGAGGAGCACAACGCCGGCAACCACAGCUUCCAGAUGGCCCUGAACCAGUUUUCAGACCUGACCUUCGCUGAGUUUAAAAAACUAUACCUGUGGAGAGAGCCCCAGAACUGCUCAGCCACAAAGGGGAACUUCCUGCGCAGCUCUGGGCCGUGUCCCGACUCCAUCGACUGGAGGAAGAAGGGAAAUUUUGUGACACCCGUGAAAAACCAGGGUGCCUGCGGGAGCUGCUGGACGUUUUCCACCACGGGGUGUCUGGAGUCUGCUAUUGCUAUUGCAACAGGAAAGCUCCUUUCUCUGGCGGAACAACAGUUGGUUGACUGUGCCCAGGCUUUUAACAACCACGGCUGCAGCGGGGGCCUGCCAAGCCAAGCCUUUGAAUACAUACUGUAUAACAAAGGGCUGAUGGGGGAGGACACGUACCCCUACCGGGCAGAGAACGGCACCUGCAAGUUCCAGCCGGAGAAGGCUGUUGCAUUUGUCAAGGAUGUUAUCAACAUCACCCAGUACGACGAGGAUGGCAUGGUGGAAGCUGUGGGGAGGCACAAUCCGGUGAGCUUUGCAUUCCAGGUGACGGCUAAUUUCAUGCACUACAGAAAAGGAGUCUAUUCCAACCCCCGGUGUGACCACACUCCUGACAAGGUGAACCACGCUGUCCUGGCCGUGGGCUACGGGGAGGCAGAUGGGACUCCCUACUGGAUCGUGAAGAACUCCUGGGGCCCACGGUGGGGCAUGGAUGGGUACUUCCUUAUUGAACGUGGCAAGAAUAUGUGUGGUCUGGCUGCUUGUGCAUCUUACCCCAUUCCUCAGGUGUAAGAGCAGGGCACAGGCUGGGGACAGGAAUGGCUGUACCUGGGGUUCUGAGCACUGAAAUGAAGAGAGAAGAUGAGAUACCGUCCUGCUGAGAGUUGUUACCUGCAGGCAGUUCUUCUGCUGGCUCACAGCUUCUUGCAGUGGGAAGAGCUGUGCCUCCUCUCCCUAGCCACAAGCAAGUGCAUGUAGGGGGGCUGCUCAGAUUGGGAAAUGCCAUGACUGGGAGAUGCUGCCCAAGCAGAGCUCAGCCCUCCUGCAGCUGCCCCUUCCCUGCCCACAGAUAGAACUUCCUCUGGGCACUUUGUUUUCUUCUUCGAAGGUGAUUUUUCCUUUCUCCAGAGAAGGAUGAGUGCUGUGAUUUAAAAGUCUUAUCUUUUCUAAUUAAUUGGUUUUCUAGUAUUUUUUUAAUUAAAAAAUAGGGUAUUUUGAUGCAAACAGAGAAGAAAUGGAUGACUGUCUUCUGUGCUCAGUGAAGCAAGCCAGCAGCUGCUUGCAAAGAGCUCACAACCCCGUGCAGGCAGGAGCUGGGUUGGUCAUUAUCUCGCGGUAAAACCUGCCACAGACUGAAUAAAGACACCUGAUCCCCA
Molecule: messenger RNA, 1632 nt
Organism: Colius striatus (speckled mousebird)
Lineage: Eukaryota; Metazoa; Chordata; Aves; Coliiformes; Coliidae
Gene: CTSH
Product: cathepsin H
Exons: 12
Coding region: 59-1048 (329 amino acids)
Biological process (GO): immune response
Cellular component (GO): lysosome
Molecular function (GO): cysteine-type endopeptidase activity
Source: RefSeq, a predicted model, not a curated record